Messenger RNA from Aspergillus versicolor CBS 583.65, 1338 nucleotides. Its product is annotated as AAR2 splicing factor family protein. The coding region runs from base 1 to 1338 and encodes 445 amino acids. Gene Ontology annotation, biological process: spliceosomal tri-snRNP complex assembly. The transcript has 2 exons. Lineage: Eukaryota; Fungi; Ascomycota; Eurotiomycetes; Eurotiales; Aspergillaceae. The record is from RefSeq and is a predicted model, not a curated record.
AUGUCCUUCCCAAACCCAACGCCCACGCUUUUAACACCACACCUCCCCCCCAAAACCUUCGUCGGGAUCGACCUAAUCACAUUCAAAUCGACACCCAACUUCCACGGCAUCCGCGGCAUCCCGCCGGGAUGGCAUUUUGUCUAUACAGGCACGACGGAGGGGUUGAGUUUGCGUGUCGGCGGCUGGUUUUUUGUCCCGGAACCUGAUAAUAGGAAUACUGGCAACAACAAUGCAGGGGAUAUACGGGUUUGGAAAUGGAACGAGUACACCGAGAGCCUGGAACAAUUAAGGCCCGAUGAAAGGGCAGAGGGGAUGCGAUAUAAAGCCAAUAUUGGCGGGUUAUGGAGUUCAGGAGGGCUAUUCGGGUACCGGAGCAGGGUUACUGCAGCGGCGGUUUUGAAGCGUGCUGGGGUUGCGGAGAAUAACGGCUUUGGGGAAGGGGAGCUUGAUGAGGAGGAGGAGGAAGGGAGGAGGGAAUGGGGUUCUUUGACGGGGUGGUUUUCGGAGAAUCUCCUGAGUAGGAUUACGGGGGAGCCUGGAGUUGAUUGGGAGGGGAGGAAGAGGUGGGUUGUUACGUCCGGGAGUACGGCGAGACAGGAUGAUGAUGAUAUUCCUGGUGUUGAGGGCGGAUUUAUGGGUACGAAGGAGCGAGAAAGCCCUGCGGAUAAUAGAGAGAGGGAGUUUUCGUUCGUCCCUGUUGAUCUGAAGAUGACGUGGAGAGAGGGCGCUAUAGGGCCUGAGCGGACGGAGGCAGCGCGCGAUCGAUCGUGGGCGUUGGGUGAGAUCGUCCACAGUAUCUCUUCCUCACAUUCGGACUCGGCUGAAGGGGAGGCCCAAGUCCUCGGAGAGCUCCAGUUCACAUUCCUAAUGGGUUUAACGCUGAUGAACUACUCAUGUCUUCAGCAGUGGAAGCGGCUGCUCGGGCUGAUCUUGACCUGUCGACGGGCGAUUGUUGACCGGGCUUCUUUCAUGGCGGAUGUUCUGCGCUUACUCCUGCUGCAGCUAAAGCGGUGCGAUGAUGUCGAGGGUGGGUUAUUUGACCAGCUGGGCGCCGAGGGAGGCACCGAGAGCGCCGAGUUUCUACGCAAGCUUCUCAGAGGAUUCAGAACGGCGUUAUAUGAAGUUCUUGAGGACGUUGAGGCGCCAUCGCCCGUAAGAACGGAAUUCGAGCGGCUAGAAGCCUGGGUUAAGAGCGAGUAUGAUUGGGAGCUGAAUCGCGAUGCGGUGCUUCGGAAAGGCAUGCUGCAGUUGGAAGAUGGGGAGGAGGUGGAGAUGGAGAUGAUUGACCACGAGGAGGAAGAGGAGUAUGCACCGGUAGUGGUGGAUUUGGACAGUUGA